This is a messenger RNA of Parastagonospora nodorum SN15, 2124 nucleotides long. RefSeq lists its product as hypothetical. The transcript has 3 exons. The record is from RefSeq and is a predicted model, not a curated record. Lineage: Eukaryota; Fungi; Ascomycota; Dothideomycetes; Pleosporales; Phaeosphaeriaceae. Gene Ontology annotation, molecular function: DNA binding; zinc ion binding. Bases 1 to 2124 code for a protein of 707 amino acids. Gene Ontology annotation, biological process: DNA-templated transcription.
AUGAGUCAAGCAGAUACCUCGUCACCAAAGGCACCUACGCUGUACAACAAGGAUGCGUAUCCUGCAACGCCAUUAACCUCCGAAGGAUCAGCGAACUUUCUGCAGAAUAGUCAGCGUGUGCCGUCGAAUCGAGGUCACCACAUCCCCAUCCUCUCCGUCUUUGAGGAUGCUCUCAACGACGCGGAAGACCAAGCCAAUGCGCGCGACCCAACUCGCAAGGCAUCAAAACCAAAACCAUCAGCAGCUGCUGAUGAUCGCUACACCAUCACAAGCCGCCAUGAAGAUGACAUGGUUAUCGGCGAGUCACUUGUACAAUCACCGAAGACAGAAAAGGCUAAACAAGCUCUGAUCGCCAUGCUCCCUCCAUACGACCAGCUUACCAAACUUCUCAGCACUAACAGUGGUUGGUGGCACACGUGGCGACGUAAGUGUAGUGGUACUUCGGGGCCGAAUCAGACGCUACCCCAGUUCGCGGCGCAUGCUUUAACGACGGGUAAUAUUGGCGCUAUCGGUACUGUCUUGCUGUCUGUUGGUAUAUGCGCAUCUGAUGAGAAUGGCGAUGUCGAUAAGUACGUUGAGGCUGUUGAUCGGUGGGUGCUCUCGGAUGAUGAGUAUGCGGCUACUCUCGAGGGCAUGGAGUGUCUCAUCCUGAAGGCGAAGUGGUAUGCCGAUGUGGGUCAGCCGCGGAGAGCUUGGAUCGCGUAUCGCAAGGGAUUGAUGUAUUGCCAACUCAUAGGCCUGCACCGCAAGCGUACCUCAUCUGCUGCUCAUGAGAGCAUUUGGUGGGCGCUGUACCACGGCGAUCGCUUCCUAUCGCUUCUUCUCGGCCUUCCGUAUGGUAUUAGCGAUGCCCACUGUGACUUGUCGUUGCCUGAACUUGACAACAGCGAGUUCAUCCACCCGCUAAAUGCCAUCACCAAGGUCUCUCAACUCGCUGGCCGCGUCAUCGACCGCAACCAAGGCAUCACAGAACAGUCGUUUGCGUGGGCCUUGCAACUGGAUCAGGAGCUUGAAGAUCUGUGGAAACAGCUGGAUCCGUCCUGGAUCGACUAUUCUGAGCUCAUGUUGGAUGCUGAAGGCAACGCUGCAGAACUCAGGGAACGUAUCAUGGGCCAGAUCUGCUUCCACCAGAUUCGCGUCUACCUCCACCUACCCUUCAUGCUCAAGUCUGCUUCCAAUACGCGCUUCACAUACUCUCGCACGGCAUGUUUGAACGGAUCUCGCGAAGUCCUGCGCCUGUACCAGGCCCUUCGCACAGGCGGUGUGCAGCCACUUUACGAGUGCAAAGCCGUCGACUUUAUCGGCUUCACCGCCGCCGUCCUCAUCCAAAUAGGCCUUCUCAACUUCGGCAACCUCCCCUCCGCCAGCACGCCCAAAGACGUCGAAGAAGACAUACGCCUGAUCGAAAUCAGCAUCGACAUCUUCCGGCGCGCCUCGACCGAAAAAGGCGGUAAAGUCGCCCUUCAGUCUGCCUCCGUCCUUGAGAAAAUGAUGAGCAAGUUCAAAGGCGGCAAAUCCCACGACGAUUGCACCGGCGACUCAGACUUUGUCAUCCCCUACUUUGGCACCAUCUCCAUCAAGCGUGGCGGCCAGAACGUCCGCACGCCUAUCGAUCUCCCAGACAUGCCGGCGAGAAGCCCCAGUGUAAGAAGUACAGGUACCGCGCCAGGUCUCUACACUCCGUCCUCUGAACACAGCACCACCAACACCGCCGCCUCAGACCUCUUCUCCGCAGCCGCACCUACUCAAUCUCUCAACCUCACGCCCAAAACCUCGCUGCCUGCCAAAUCUGCGCCAACAUCGUCAUUUGCAUUCGCCGACCCCUCGCCCUUCGCCACAUACAACGGCUUCUACAACUGGGACAACCUGAACGCCGAAGACAGCAGUGCUGCGGUGGGAGUUAACCAAGCCCUCGUGAAUGACGACAGCAUGAACAACUUCCCCCUCCCGACGAACAAUUUCUCCUGGCAGCACAUGCCCAUGGACAUCGAUCAGGACUGGAGCUGGUUCUUGAAUGAUAGCCAGACGCAGGGCGCGGGCGCGGCGGGACAGGGCCAAGCGCAGGCGCAGGCGCAGGUUAAUCCAGAUGUUUUUGGCGCGCAGGGGUUUACUGGAUUUGGCUGA